Molecule: messenger RNA, 1312 nt
Organism: Pleuronectes platessa (European plaice)
Lineage: Eukaryota; Metazoa; Chordata; Actinopteri; Pleuronectiformes; Pleuronectidae
Product: glycine N-acyltransferase-like protein 3
Exons: 6
Coding region: 162-998 (278 amino acids)
Cellular component (GO): mitochondrion
Molecular function (GO): glycine N-acyltransferase activity
Source: RefSeq, a predicted model, not a curated record
CCGCGGAAAAUAUCAGUGCGCGUUUGGGCUGCAGAGCUUUUUACAGAGCUUUUUGAUUGGCUGUGGAGAGACGUCACUCCCUCCGCCGUGACGUCGCUGUUUACAUAAAGAGAUGAGUUCAAGCUGGCAGGCAGAUCGAACUGCAUAUCCACCAGCCAAACAUGAAGGUCCUGAACAAAGAUGAACUAAAAGUUGCUGAAGGAGCUCUGUUCAAACACCUACCAAAAAGUUACAAGGUCUAUGGCUUCCUCUAUGGUAUUAACAGGAACAAACCAAGUACACUGGAGGUGAUUGUUGAUUCAUGGCCUGAUUUUAAGGUCAUCAUUUGCAGACCUGAUCCCAAGGUCAAGCUUGCACUGCAGCUCAGGAAAAAGGUGUCAUGCUUCAGCACGGAUGCACAGGUUUUAAAGGAAUCGUUUACAGAGGAGAAUGUACUUGACUGGAGUACAGAUUUCACGGUUGGAGGACUCAACAAAUCCAAUGAGUCCACACUCAUGGAGGUGUCUUCUAUCAGACAAGUUUCCAUCAGACCCUUUACAUUGGUGCAUCUUCUGUAUUUGGCAGACAGCAGCCAUCUUCUCACACCAACAGUCGGCAGUGAGCUUGAAUCAAGGAUCUCAUCUCUAAACCUUUCCCACGUUGACUUGGUGAAUAAAACCUGGAAAUUUGGAGGAACCGAGCAAGGUUACAACACGAUUAAAUACUACAUUGGCAACUUUCCGACAUGCUGCAUCACCGACAGACAGGGUCGGCCUGUGUGCUGGAUCCUGGUGUAUGAUUACUGCGCGAUGGGCAUGUUGUACACUCUUCCAGAGCACAGGGGGAAAGGAUAUGCAAAAAUCCUUGUCAGCACCAUGGCCAAGAGACUCCAUGAUGAAGGCCAUCCAGUCUACUGCUUCAUAGAGGAGGAGAGCGUGGUCUCCUACAGGCUUUUUAAAAACCUGGGCUUUACUGAAGAUCCUUCAUACAGGGCGCAAUGGUUUGACAUCAACAUUUGAUUUCAAAAGUUAUGAAUGUUUAGCUGAUACACUGUCACAGGAACUUGUAUCUGUAUGAUAAAACAGGAAUGGAUUGUAAUGGUAAAAUAAGGAAGUUGUUUAAAAACACUUGCUGUCAAUGCUGUUGCAUUUUGUGCUUUUUAAAGAUUCUUGAAAUAAUUAUAAUCUUCAAGUUUAUGUAAACUUUUACGGUUUCUCCAAAGCUAUGCAUCCAGAUGUGGAUUUUAAUAAUAAUAAUAAUGAGGGACAUACUGUAAAUAACAUUAUUUCCUUUUUACAGCAGAUUUGUCAAAUAAAAGUGAUCUAUCCAUCCA